AUGCGAAACGACGGUACGUGGUGGUACAAAGAUCUGGAGCCUGGCACUUCCAUCAACCAGAUUAGGAACCAUCACGUUGAAGGUGGGGGUGAUCGAAGCGAUCCCAGCGUAGCAUCACAGACACGUUGUGCCGCUCUGAGCUGUGCACGUGGAUGUAAAGCCGAACAGAAUUGGCAGGCCGACGCGCAUAACAAGUUACAGCGUCAGCUCAAGUCUGUCAUCAUACAGCAGAGGAGAGCUGAUAACCGUCUACACCCCACGUACCAAAACAAAAAUAGCGUAGCACUUUUCGGCUUCACAGCUGUCACUCUGCCGGACGGCGUCGCCGCGAGGGUCUUAACAUUCGACGACCCAGCCAGCACUAUACUCUCUAGCGAGAAGGUCGUCAAUCAGCACAGGCGAGACACACCCGGAACGGACUAUGCAAACAGCUCAAGUACGUUCUUAGGCUCGAAAUGGGAACUGGCAAUGGAACAUAUCCAAGAGCUGAUAGAGUCGGGUCUCGGUAGCCAGUACAUCGUCCCAGCAAACGACUCCGAUGGAUACGACUCAUGGUUCGACGCGGAUCUGACAGGAACAACGGUGCCUAUGUCUUACAUGAAUUCAAUUCGCUGGAUGGAUGAGGAGGAUGAUGACGAAGAUGACAUCUUCGACGAGCAUUACGACAUUGAUGGAGAAAAUGAGAUGGAACGACUUGAAUCUCGUCAAGAAACUGCAAACCUCAAAAAUAAGUUGCGCAACAAACCGGUGUCGCCAUCAUUUCCUAUCAUCGCAAGAAAGUCUGACACGAGAAACGUUUCUGCAUCCGCCAUCACUCCUCUCUUGAACAACGCCUCACUAUCCGAUCUGGAAAAAGCGCGAAUCAUUGUUGAAGACGCUAUCGCGGAAUCUUCUAGGCUGAACCAGGCUCGAUUAUUGAACCCUAUGCGCAACAACCACGGGCUCAAGCCUGGCACUAUCAUCGGGCAAUCGAAGGUCAAACGUCGUCUAGGCGCAAGAGAAGACGGCACACCAGUCGCAUCCCUCCUGAACAUUACCGACGGUAUAGCCGACGCUGCAGCUCUGCGCGCUGUUGCUGUCAAAGGUACUUACUGGAUGGGCGGUAUCGACAGGAAAGGUACUGUACCAUGGGGCGACAACGCAACAUACGCAGUGUUCCGCAAUGUUCUCGACUACGGUGCUGUUGGAAACGGUGUCACAGAUGAUACCAAAGCGUUCAAAGCCGCCAUGCUAGACGGCAAACGUUGUGGUAAAGGCUGUAACGGCUCUACACUCAAGAACGCUAUCGUGUACAUACCUCCAGGCACGUACUUGAUCUCGACUACCAUUCCCAUGCCAUUCGGGACGCAAGUCAUUGGAGAUGCAAAUGACAGACCAACCAUUCUUGCCUCCAAAUCGUUCAUUGGGAUGGGGGUCUUGUCUACGGACGAGUACACGGGCGGAGGCACCGGCGCGGACGGUCUGGAUGAGGAGUACUACAUCAACACGGCGAAUUUCUACCGACAAAUUCGCAACGUCAUCAUCGACGUCAGACAGACCCGUGCUUCACAGAAGGCCUCCUGUUUGCAUUAUCAGGUCGCUCAGGCUACGAGUACGGAGAAUGUACUCCUCAUCGCGGGUCCGACACAGAAUGGCAUGUACGCUGGAAACGGCAGCGGUGGGCAAAUCUCGGACAUAACCUUCCAGGGCGGAGCUAUAGGUCUCUAUGGUGGUGGUCAGCAGUUCACAGCGCCGCGCUUAAAGUUCGAUGGCUGCACGAUUGGCUCCAUCACCAUGAACAAUGUCGGUACAGGAUUCAAGCUUGUACCCGACAGUACUUCAGGUGCAGCAGCGGGAAAUAUAGGCUCAGCAUCUUUCCUCGACUCGUCUUUCAACAAUGUCAAGACGGUUGUCCAAAUCUCACCUCUCACCUCGACGGUCGGGUCAGGCAGUACCGGGCUCGUUCUCGAGAACAUCAAGCUAACAGGCGUUGGUACCACCGUCGCCGAUACAGGGGGCAAGACAAUAUUGGCCGGCUCCUCAUCCAAGAUUGACGAACGGGCGAUGGGUCCGGUCUACGCAGGCUUAGCUGAUAAGAAAGACCGCAAAUUCACCACAGGUGAAAAGGUCGGAAGUUUCCGCCGACAUUCAACACUUGUGGAUAACGAUGGAGCAUACUUUGAACGUGCCAAGCCUCAGUACGAAGACCGUUCCGUUGGUGACUUCAUACACGUCAAGGAUCUCGGAGCCAAAGGCGAUGGAAAAAAUGACGACACUGCGGCGUUCCAAGCUGCGCUGUGUUCGAGUUUGGGUAAAAUCCUGCUCGUCGAUGCCGGCUCUUACAUACUCACAUCGACGGUGACGGUGCCUAGCGGCGCCAAAAUUGUUGGCGAAACCUGGUCUCAGUUGGUUGCUUCCGGGUCUUACUUCGAAGAUGCGCUCCAUCCCAAGGUGAUGCUCAAGGUUGGUACCAAAGGCCAAGUAGGAGAUGUCGAGAUGCAGGAUCUGUUCUUCACUACUGUCGCUGCGUUGUGGGAUUGCCACGCACGUGUUGGAGGCGCCACCGGGACCAAGUUGACGCCGAAGGAAUGUCCACCAGUAACCAGUGGUAUCGACCAAGGCUGCAGCGCUGCAAGCUUGAUGUUCCAUCUGACGUCGUCUGGCUCAGCCUAUCUCGAAAAUGCGUGGUUUUGGAGUGCGGAUCACAUGAUCGAUGAUCUCGAUCUUGAAAGCGGCGCCAACAACAUGGAACAAAACUCGGUGUAUGUGGCUCGUGGCUUUUUGGCUGAAAGUACCGAGCCAACAUGGCUCUAUGGUGUUGCAUCUGAGCAUGCUGUCUUUUACCAGUUCAACUUCUACAAGGCCCAAAACAUCUUUGCAGGUUUGCUUCAGACUGAGUCACCAUACUACCAACCCACGCCACCUCCACCCGCUCCCUUCAAGUCCGCCGUCGGCGUUUUCCCGGGUGACCCGACAUACGAAUGCGCGGCGGGUGAUGAGUUCAGUGGGUGCGACGAGUCGUGGGCCAUGAUAAUUCGAGAGUCGCAGAACAUCUUCAUCGCAAGCGCGGGCCUAUACUCGUGGUUCUCCACUUACGCGCAGACCUGCAUCGACCAGCAACUGUGCCAGAAAGCCCUGCCUUUACUUGAAAAGAACUUUUCUAACGUUAGGAUUCAGCAUCUCGUUACUAUCGGCGCCAAGUAUAUGGCAGUCAUGGACGGUAAGGGCUUACUAGCCAAGGACAACCUCAAUGUCAAUUCGCACCCCUUCUGGUCGCAGAUAUCCGUGUUAGACGUUAGCAGCAAUGGCUCAAUGUAUGGCAAGUACAUCUGGGUGGAUCCUAAAAUCUGGGACAUGGACCAGUCACAGUUCACUUGCUCGCCCCCUUGCAAUGUCAAGAUUCCCCCAUGGACCCGUGCUACGAGCACACUGAACUAUCCAUUGAUCACAGUCAGCGAUGGUGAUUGGACAAGCACAAUUACAAAAGCGCCCAUGACAAUAUCGGAGUGGGUGUUUGAGCCAGUGACACUGACUGGACAAGCUGCCAACCGGAAACGUCAAGGCUUCGAGGCCUUCUGGCCUAAACCCGCGACCACACCUCACUGGCCAUCAGUUAUCUAUGCUGGCCCAGAUGGUGAAUCAUCCACGGUAGCGCCUGAGGCGUCCUUCCCCACGCCACCUCCAUCUAUUGGCCCCAAUGCGCAGCCUCCACCGACGGGUAGCUGGCCCAAGCGACAGAUCCAACCUAUCAUCAGGAAAAUGGAGGAGCCCUUGGUGAAGGAGUGUGGCUUCUACGACUUUUUCUGCAUUGGCGAACCAUGGAUUUACGGCGAGAACAAUACCAUCUCAGACCCGGGCGACGACGAUUUCGAUGAGAAUUGGGAAGACAGCUUGGUCGUAUGUCCGUUACCGAGCAGUUCCUCGUCUAGUUCAUCCACUUCAACAACUACAACGACAAGUGAAGACCCGCCAGAGCCUACAGCAUCUCCCCGCGAGGGCGAUCCAAUGCAGAAUGAAGUCGACUGCUACAGUGGUCUAGACCAGAAGACGGAGCAUGUGCGCAUGGACAAUGCCAUCAACAGCUUUUGUAGUGGACUGGGCAGCCCGGGUGACGUCUUCAAGGAAGACUAUUUCAAGACGGUGACCUAUACAUUCCCCCAGGGUACAGGAACCGGUGUUCAGAUCCUCAUAUCGCUCAGCGUUGAGAAAGGCUGCCAGUUUAUGUAUAGCUACGACUUGUGCCACAGAUACCUGGAGGUUCCCGUCAACAGCUGUCAAUGUGGAGGUGUGAAUGGAAAGCAGGGAGGUUACUUGAACAACGACUGCUACUCGUGGAGGAUCGAUCCGCAGACGGUGUUUUAA
This is a messenger RNA of Alternaria atra, 4341 nucleotides long. RefSeq lists its product as uncharacterized. Bases 1 to 4341 code for a protein of 1446 amino acids. The transcript is spliced from 7 exons. The record is from RefSeq and is a predicted model, not a curated record. Lineage: Eukaryota; Fungi; Ascomycota; Dothideomycetes; Pleosporales; Pleosporaceae. Gene Ontology annotation, molecular function: polygalacturonase activity.